CUUCGCCUGUUAGUUAGCUCAGCUUCUGUGAUGUGUAAAAGCUUACAGGAAACCCAUUAGACAAACACCAGGUGCUCCUAGAGCUAUCUUGAAAUAUAAUCUUUGAGAGAAGAAAAGAAUUAGAAUUUAGAAUGAGUUUCAGAUUGUGAUAACAUCAAAGAUACAAAAGACGAUUGUGAAUGAAAGAUUGUAAAGGGAUCAAUAUAGAAGAAAGAAAGAAAGAAAGAAAGAAAGAAAGAAAGAAAGAAAGAAAGAGAGAGGAAAGAAAGAAAGAAAGAAAGAAAGAAAGAAAGAAAGAAAGAAAGAAAAAGAAAGAAAUGAAAGAGAAAGAAAGAAGGAAAGAAAGGAAGGAAGAAAGAGGGAGAGAAAGAAUGAAAAAAAAGAAGGAAAGAAGCUUCAAUUUUCAAAAGAAAGCUUUUCAAGACAGAUGAUUCUUGGCAGAAUCUUGGCAGAGAUUAUCUCUGGAUAGAGCAAAAUGAAUUAUCAAAUGUCGACUCCAUACUAUGACAUUGAUUACGGGACGUCGGAGCCCUGUCAGAAGGCCAACGUGAGACUGAUCGCCGCCGGGCUCCUGCCCCCGCUCUACUCGCUGGUGUUCAUCUUCGGCUUUGUGGGCAACAUGCUGGUCGUCCUCAUCCUCAUCAACUGCAAAAGGCUGAAGAGCAUGACUGACAUCUAUCUGCUCAAUUUGGCCAUCUCCGACCUGCUCUUCCUUCUCACCAUCCCGUUCUGGGCCCACUACGCCGCAGACCAGUGGGUCUUUGGAAAUAGGAUGUGUCAGCUUUUGACGGGGCUCUAUUACGUAGGCUUCUUCACCGGCAUCUUCUUCAUCAUCCUCCUGACCAUCGACAGGUACCUGGCGAUCGUCCACGCCGUGUUCGCCGUAAAGGCCAGGACGGUCACCUUUGGGGUGGUGACAAGUGGGGUCACCUGGGUGGUGGCCGUGUUUGCCUCUCUCCCUGGGAUCGUCUUCACCAGAUCCCAAAAAGAGGGGUCUCGCUUUACUUGCAGCCCCCAUUUCCCACCCACGCAGUACCGUUUCUGGAAGAACUUCCUGACGUUGAAGAUGAGCGUCUUGGGGCUGGUCCUGCCCCUGCUUGUCAUGGUCGUCUGCUACUCGGCCAUCCUCAAGACCCUGCUCCGGUGCCGAAAUGAGAAGAAGAGGCACAAGGCCGUGAGGCUCAUUUUCGUGAUCAUGAUCGUGUACUUUCUCUUCUGGGCUCCCUACAACAUUGUGCUUCUCCUGAGCACCUUCCAGGAGUCCUUCGGUCUGAAUAAUUGUAGCAGCUCCAACAGGCUGGACCAAGCCAUGCAGGUGACGGAGACGCUUGGCAUGACGCACUGUUGCAUCAACCCCAUCAUCUAUGCCUUCGUCGGGGAGAAGUUCAGAAACUACCUCUUGGAGUUUUUCCGGAAGCACAUCGUCAGACGCUUCUGCAAACGCUGCUCCGUCUUCCUGGGAGAUGUCUCUGACAGGGCAAGCUCGGUUUACACUCGAUCCACCGGGGAGCAGGAAAUCUCUGUCGGCUUGUGACCUGGAUCAGGUCGUUGUACACAGCCUGGGGGUGGGAGUGGUUCUUUAAAAGGAAGUCACUGUCCUAGCGGGUCUAAGAUUCAUCCAUCCAUCUGGCCUCUCUUCUAAAUACAUUUGAUCAUUAGAGGCUGUCACUUCCGGAGAGCAAAAUCCAUAUACGCCGAUGACACAGCAACCUCCUCAUCUCUGCUCCACAUACAUCAACUUAUUGGCACAUUCUCCCUUCGCUGCAGAAGUUCAUUAUUUAAAAAAAAAAUCCUCAGAGAACUGCUGAUUCUUGAGUUUGGUUAACCUGAACAGGAAUACCAAAAUGAAUCAAGAAACAUAUUGUAUAGUUUCUGACCUGCUGGGGGAAACAGGGGCAGGUUGCAAAUGUGCUUAAAGCAAGUCCUUGUCGCGAUCGGUUAAGAAACGAUGUCUUCCAAGUGUGAUCUGCCCUCCAAGGCAUGGUUGGUAAGUUUCACAGAUGUUCAGGACCAGGGGAGAACUGGGAGAGCUUCUUCAGUGAGAGGGAGAUCCUCUGCUGGGAGAGGGUGGGGAAGAAGCCCCAAGCUGCAUACCCCACACCUGAGGGUGGCUCGGCGGCUGUGGGAGGACUGGCACUGGCUCGGGAAGGCAAGGCGAGCCCGGACCACGGGGAGGAAAGGUGAGCCCGGACCCUGGGAAGCGUGCACAGCACCACUUGUCAAAGCCAGAUCAGGGAAUGCCCCGGUCGCUGUUGCAGUGAGCUCAUUGCAUGGCCAAAGGAUGCCCUGGUAAGGUGAGCAUUUAGGGCAGGGAGGCCAACAACAUGCAGGCGAGGUGAGGGGGCUUCCGUGUAGGUCCAGGCACCAGGGAUGGGAAGAGGAAAGUAUUUUCACAGCGUGUAGGAUGAGAGUCAGCAGAACUUGGGAUGGAUUUGGGUUGGAGGUAAGGGGCAGAGGGGAGACAGACAGAACUUGCAGGCAUCAAGCAUGCACACUGGAGAUGCCCUAAGGAAGACUUCAAGCAUGGAAAGAAGAUGAGGUUCAGGUCAAAAGCAGGAGGGGCUGGUGGAAGAGGAAGGGUCUGGUUUUGUGAGCUUACACAUAGCCCUCUGGAGACAGAACCUGGGCUGGCUCUCCGCGGCUGCCCGUGCCCUGGGAGCUGUCCUUCCCAGCCCGGCUCCAACGAUGGGGUAUCUCCACGAGGUUUGGAAACACUAGAGAUAUGAACGUGUGAGUUUGAGGUCCAGGAACACAUCCAGGUGAGGACUAAUUCCAUAGUUAAUGAACCUCCAGAGCUUUCUAAGCAUUGAGCUAAGACACCCUGGGUAGGGGCAGGGAGGGAAGCCUGAAUGAGUACAGUUCUGCCCUCCUGGCGUACACCGCUGCCUAAACAUUAUCUUCUGGAUUCAACUCUCUGUGGGCACAGGGCAGAAGGCAGAAGGGACAGACUCAUUUGGAAACAGGCCGCCUCCAGCUUGAUCAGCCACAAAAAGCACAGUUUACAGACCUUUGUGUUUCAGGCUGAGUGUGUUAGCUCUGGACGCUCCUUCCCGCCGCCGUCUCCAGACACACCGUCCCCGACACCAAGGGGUCUUUUCAUGUCAAAGAGAGAGUCAUGACCUCGUGUUCUGCGGUGGCUACUUUCAUGAUCUUUUACCUGCCUGAGAUGGUUUUGAAUCUGGGGAAGAGCUGAGACCAUUUGGGAGAGAUCAGGUGAUGGAACAUAAAGGAGUGAGAGUCGCUCAAGAGGUUAAGGUGUCAGGAUAGUAAGAGGUACUACGGAUUUUUCUCAAGCUCUGAAAGAUGAAACUUGAGAGCAUGGGUGGCAACGGGAAGCACCCAGAGAUGCUCUGAAGGUUGUUUCAGGGGCAUCAGUAUCUUGUGACCCUAGCGUCUGGGUCAACUUAAAGACUUUCUGGUAUCUUUGUGUAUGUGUGUGUGUGUGUAUAUAUAUAUAUAUCCUAUAUAUGUGAGAAUCUUAGGUCUAUGGAAAGUUACAAAUUGCUUGGGAGAAAAUCCUUAAUAAAAACCACUCUUUAAAAUAAUUGAUCAUAUUCUUGUUCUUUCAGUCAACUGUCCAUUUAGAAACUAGCAUACAAAAGUGUGAAAGCACUUUGUAAGUAGCUGGUUUUGGAAAAUUCCAUACGUACACACACACACACACACACACAGUGAAUUACACUUCUUUUUAAAUAUCUGUAAAAGUUGCCCCUCUCCCUGGGUCAAAUUGCCAGAAUAAUAUUUUUGAAGAGGCUGUCUCUCAGGACAGCAUUUCUGAGCAAUGGACACUGGACCCUUUUAAAUUUCUAGUUUAGUUCUAUUACCAGAGCCAAAUGGCUGACACGUUUUUAAAACACAGAAAAACCAAUGUGUGUUUAAGCCCAUGUCAGCUGUCUGUGUUUGCCAGUGAAGAAACCCUAAGGUCACAGCUGGUCCUUUCUGCCAUCCUAAGAUGCAGACACAUGAUGCAUGAGGACGGCUUUUCAUGAGGUUGCUUUUCUUUUGUUUCCAAUUUCCAAACACUUGGCUGUAAUCGCAGUGGUGACAAUGGUUGUGUCAUUGACUUUUGGAUUUCUGAGCACGUGUCUCUUAUCCCCAGAGAAGACAGGUGCUCCAGGAAGAGGUGAUGGGUCCAGGUCACAUCCACGGUUUGGGGCCAGCUGGUUUUCAGGCUCUCUCCUUCCGGAGCAGGUCACCGUCCUACCUGGAGGUCGGUGGAAUGAGUGGAAGACAAGGACAGCCGGGGCUGGCUCGUGGGACAGCUAUUCCCAAACAACCUGAAGGACUGCCUUCUACCCGUGAGUCAAAGGAAGGCACGACCCAAGGAAGGGCAGAAGGGGGCUGAGUCUAAGUAGAGGGAGUGUCCAGAGAACCCUCCCAUCAUCCCCACACUCCUCACUUUGUGGGACCCUCCACUGCCCAGCCCCCUUCUCCCCCAGCCCCGAGACGGACAAAACAAGUUUGGAGUCAUCGUGACUUUCAGGUUCUGACUCCACUCACCAUGUCCUGGGCGAAGGUACCCUAACCCCCAGCCCGGAGGCCUUUGUCCUAGAAAGGGUUACAUAUGCACCAUGGAUAAAGUCAAAGUAAAGUGAACGUCCUCAGCAGAGAGGGAAAAUGUGCAAAUUCGUUAGUUAGGAUUCCGCUCACACUUGUAUUCCAAGGUUCUAGUUUCAACACCUGCAACAUUAGGGGUGCCUGGGUGGCUCAGUCAGUUAAGCAUCUGCCUUCAGCUCAGGUCAUGAUCCCAGGGUCCUGGGAUCGAGUUCUGCAUCUGGCUUCCUGCUCGGUGGGAAGCCUGCUUCUCUCUCUGCCUGCCACUCCCCCUGCUUGUGUUCUCUCUCUCUGAGAAAUAAAUAAAUAAAAUUUUUAAGAAAGGAAAAGUAAAUAAAAAAAUAAACACCUGCAACGCAAGUAAAGUGCAUUGGCCUCGCCACUGUUACGAUGAAAUCAAGGUACUUUUCUGUAUGUGGUGCCGUAUUUUCUAUUUGCCUUCAGUCUUUUCUAGAAGCAUUUUUACAAGUCUUACUUUUAUUUGGCUCCAUAUUGUUACUACUUUAGUUUUAUUAUAAGUUCUGUGCCACUGUGGUUGUGUCAUGUGUCAGGAGCUUGGUUUUGUUUCUUUUUCUUAGGGUGGUAUCCAGUUUUUUAAACACUUUAAAAAGUCUUUUCAAGCUGGAAUCCAAUGGACAGGCUUUCGGAGCCUGUAAGAACCUUGGGCAACACUGCCCCCCUGUGGCCAUUUUGGUAACCAACAAGGGCGUCCCGCAGCCCAGCCGGGACCGCGGAGCCUGGAGCCCGGGGAAGUUUUACUUUGGGCUGCUUCGUGUUUGCCUCUGCUGGCAUCAUUCCUGUCGUGGACAAGAGGUAUUUCCACAGCAGCGCAGGGUAGAUAAUGCUCGGCUCUUUCUGUUUCUGAGGACCAAGAGAGCGCCAUCGGAGGACGCGGGUUGAUGCCUGCAGUGGAAAUGAAGGUCCUAGUGGCCCAGAGCCAAUCUCUGCAGAUCACUGAACCCACAGCCUUGCAACAAGGCCACAAAAUGUUCUGUGACAAAGUGUUUUUCACAGUCCAUAAAAAAGCCACAAGCCCC
Molecule: messenger RNA, 5591 nt
Organism: Ailuropoda melanoleuca (giant panda)
Lineage: Eukaryota; Metazoa; Chordata; Mammalia; Carnivora; Ursidae
Product: C-C chemokine receptor type 5
Exons: 2
Coding region: 476-1534 (352 amino acids)
Biological process (GO): G protein-coupled receptor signaling pathway; cell chemotaxis; immune response
Cellular component (GO): cytoplasm; membrane; external side of plasma membrane
Molecular function (GO): chemokine (C-C motif) ligand 5 binding; C-C chemokine receptor activity
Source: RefSeq, a predicted model, not a curated record